UCCAAAACCUUUCUUGAUUGCUACAGCCUCAACAACAAAACCACAAGAAAAAAGAAUGCUCAGUAAUGUACAAGCUAUCAAUAGCCAGCCUCAUAGCACUAGCUGCUUGCAUCCCUCUCCUUUUCCUGCCAUCUCCACCCAAAUCCUACUACCACUCUCUAUUCCUAUCUGAUUCCAUCUCAGAUAAUUCAUCCAUAGCAAACCACCUAUACAUCCUAACCAGGAGGCCACAUGUUGCUGGCUCCCAAGCCAAUUCUCAGACAGCAGCCUAUGUUCUGUCCACUCUCACUUCCUACAACAUCCAAUCCCAUAUAAGAUCCUAUGAUGUCUCCUUAACUUACCCCGUUUUCCGCUCUUUAAGUCUAAAGCCCUCAUCUUCAGAACAACCGGUUGAGUUUGAUCUCCGCCAGGAGAUUUACGAGGGCGAUCCUUAUGCAGACGUUGCAAAUGAGGUGCUACCUACAUUUCAUGCAUAUGCAAAGUCUGGCACUGCAAUAGGGCCUUUGGUAUAUGCAAAUUAUGGGCGAGUGCACGAUUUUGAAAGGUUGAGGGAAAUGGGGGUAAAUGUAACAGGAAACGUUGUUUUGGCAAGAUACGGGGCGAUAUUCAGAGGAGACAUUGUGGAGAAUGCACAAGAAGCGGGUGCAAUUGGAGUAUUGAUCUACACAGAUAGGAAGGAGUAUGGCGGGGUUGGGGGUGAUACUAAAUGGUUCCCUGAUGGUAAGUGGAUGCCACCAAGUGGAGUCCAAGUGGGAACAGUGUAUGAUGGGGCUGGUGAUCCUACCACACCAGGGUGGCCUAGUACUGAAGAGUGUGAGAGAAUAUCUAUUGAGGAGGUAGAGAAAGGAGGGAAUGUUCCAUUGAUACCUUCAUUGCCUAUUUCCUGGGCAGAUGCCGAUGCAAUCAUGAGGUCCAUAGGUGGGCAAGUAGCCGAUGAAGAUUGGCAGGGAGGAAAGGGUGCUCCAGUUUACAAGGUUGGACCAGGGCCUGGAAUUGUAAACCUCAAUUACACAGGGAAACAUGUUAUAAGCACUAUUGAGAACAUUAUUGGAAUUAUUGAAGGAGCAGAAGAACCUGAUAGAUUGGUAAUACUAGGUAAUCAUCGGGAUGCCUGGACUUUUGGAGCUGUAGAUCCCAAUAGUGGCACAGCAGCUCUACUUGAGGUUGCAGAAAGGCUAGGGAAACUGCUCAAGCGAGGCUGGAAACCUCGACGAACAAUUGUCUUGUGCAACUGGGAUGCUGAGGAGUAUGGCUUGAUAGGUUCAACAGAGUGGGUUGAAGAGAACAGGGAAAUUUUAGUCUCAAGGGUUGUUGCCUACUUGAAUAUCGAUAUUGCAGUGCAAGAUGCAGGGUUCCAAGCUUCUGCAACACCACAGCUUGAUGAAUUACUAAUACAAGCCACACAACAAGUCCAAGACCCGGAUAAUCCAUCACAAACUAUUUAUCAGUCAUUGAUUGGAUCUAGCAACAGUUCAAAUAUAAAGCUUGGGAGGUUAGGAGGUGGAGGAUCAGAUUAUGCAGCCUUCAUACAACACAUUGGUGUUCCAUCAGCAGAUAUAUCAUUUGGAGAAGGUUACCCAGUCUACCACUCCAUGUAUGACGAUUUCAUCUGGAUGAAGAAAUAUGGUGAUCCAAUGUUUCAUAGACAUGUAGCAGCGGCAAGCAUUUGGGGAUUAGUAGCACUGCAGCUUGCAGAUGAAGAAAUUUUGCCAUUCAACUAUCUAUCUUAUGCAUAUGAACUAGAGAAAUGUGCAGAAGAGUUGAAAGAUGAAGUAUCAGAUAAGGGGGUAAACCUUUUUCCCUUGUUUAAUUCUAUUGAGAAGUUCAAAAAGGCAGCCAUUAAAAUAAACGAUGAAAAGAAGGCAUUUGAAACGGUAAAAGCUAGGGCAUCAACACAAAGAAAAGAUUCCUGGAAAGUAAGAGAAUUAAAUGACAGACUAAUGAUGGCAGAACGGGCGUUCACAGAUCCAGAUGGACUAACUACAAGGCCAUGGUAUAAACACAUGAUUUUUGCUCCAUCAAAGCACAAUGAUUAUGGAUCCAAGUCCUUCCCUGGAGUAGAUGACAGCAUUGAGCAGGCUAAGAGCGUAAACACCAAACAGUCAUGGCUUUUAGUUCAACAUGAAGUGUGGAGAGUUGCUAGAGCCAUAACACAAGCAUCUCUAGUCCUUAGUGGUAAAUUAACAUGAAGUCUAAACUCUCAAUAAGAUAUGGUUACCUCCUAGUGUUUAUAAAUCAAAUAAAUUCGUAUAGAUGUUUUUGUAUAUAUUUGCUAGAAUUUAAAAACGUCCAUCUAUAUCUGUAAUUCUCCUAGAUUAAAUAAAAUGUACAAUUUUGGUGAAUUCCAACAAA
This is a messenger RNA of Ipomoea nil (Japanese morning glory), 2352 nucleotides long. RefSeq names its product probable glutamate carboxypeptidase 2. NCBI's taxonomy places the organism in Eukaryota, Viridiplantae, Streptophyta, Magnoliopsida, Solanales, Convolvulaceae. Bases 66 to 2189 code for a protein of 707 amino acids. The transcript has 13 exons. The record is from RefSeq and is a predicted model, not a curated record. Gene Ontology annotation, molecular function: carboxypeptidase activity.